Molecule: messenger RNA, 14673 nt
Organism: Oxyura jamaicensis (ruddy duck)
Lineage: Eukaryota; Metazoa; Chordata; Aves; Anseriformes; Anatidae
Gene: CSMD2
Product: CUB and Sushi multiple domains 2
Exons: 75
Coding region: 734-11527 (3597 amino acids)
Source: RefSeq, a predicted model, not a curated record
AUCGGAAGAGGAAAAAGCUUUCCUGGUGACUGGCUACCCGAUGCUCUGCUCUGUGCUACCGGUUUUUAAUGGCAGGCUGUGCCUGGUAGGGAAGUCUUAGAGCUGGUGUGUGGAUCCUCUACUGACCAUGGUGGGGAGAGAAUGCGACACAGACCUUCCGCUGCCCACUGCUACGUAAGGUGUGAUGCAGUCUGUAGCAGUCUGUUUACAGUGUGUUAGAACUCAGGGGUGUUACUGCGAGCCCCUGGAGUAAACCUGCAUAUGAGCAAUUUUAGCAAGGAAAGAAAUCAUUCAGAGCUCCAGGGAGAAACCUUCUAUGCACAGAGGUCAAAAGAGUCUCUGCUGCUUGAUGAGCCAUGUCAGUUUCUUCAUAACCAGUGGCAACAAACUUUAACAAUUUUCUCACCAAUGAAAGAAGCUGUAAUCAAAGUCUUUAUGGGUCAACAGUUUGGAAGCCAGGCUGAGACUUUAUUUUCCAUGUGCACAUCUGAGUGUUGAAGCCAAGUGCUCCAUAGAUUGUGCCAAGAGGAAAGCAGUGUGAAACAUCCACAUGUAUUACUUUGCUGCCUGCUGUUCCCUUCCUCAGCUGGAUGCUUCCCUCAUCCCAGGAGACCAAAUCUGUUCUCAGAGCUGAGCUGAGGACUAUCCCAAUCGCAAAGGGGGAGAAAAAAAGGGGGAAAACCCAACAACAACAAGCAACCCCCAGCACACCCCAUUCCUGCCACCCUUUGACAUGCAACCUUCCUUGGGAUGGGACAAGCUGGGAUGCAGCUGCAGCUUUGGAAGGAAUUGGGGGAAAUUGGGGAUCUUUGCUCUCAUGACGGUGGAAGCGAGCUCCUGGAGCCGGGUGCUGCUGCUCUCCGUGGGGCUGCUGGCUGCCUCAGCGACCGCCCAGAACUGCAGUCACAUUUUGCAUGGCCCAAAUGGGACAAUACAGAGUCCAGGCUUUCCGUAUGGAUAUCCAAAUUAUGCAAACUGCACGUGGACAAUCACUGCCGAGGAGCAGAACCGGAUACAGCUUGUUUUCCAGUCUUUUGCAUUAGAGGAAGAUUUUGAUGUAUUAUCCAUCUACGAUGGACUGCCUCAGCAGGGGAACCUGAGAACAAGGUUAACGGGUUUCCAGCUGCCUGCUCCUAUUGUGAGUACAGGGGUUGUGCUGUCCUUAUGGCUUGUGAGUGAUUAUGCGGUCAGUGCUCAAGGCUUCCAGGCAAACUAUGAAGUUCUACCAAGUCAUACGUGUGGGAACCCAGGAAGGCUGCAGAACGGCAUUCAGCAAGGGACGACGUUCAGCAUCGGGGACAAAGUGAGAUACAGCUGUAAUCCAGGCUUCUUUCUGGAAGGACACGCGUUGCUCACGUGUCACGCCAGUUCGGAAAACGGUGCCUCCUGGGAUUUUCCUCUUCCCUUCUGCAGAGCUGAUGAUGCUUGUGGAGGGACUUUAAGGGGACAGAGCGGAAUUAUCUCAAGCCCUCAUUUUCCUUUGGAGUACGGCAAUAACGCAGACUGCACGUGGACUAUUCUCGCUGAACCUGGAGACACUAUUGCCCUGGUUUUCAUGGAUUUUCAACUGGAAGAUGGAUAUGAUGUUUUAGAAGUUGCUGGAACAGAGGGAUCUUCACUCUGGUUUACCGGAAUGAAUCUGCCGGCCCCAGUUAUCAGCAGUAAAAAUUGGCUGCGGCUUCACUUCACAUCAGAUGGCAACCACAGGCAGAAGGGAUUCAGUGCCCAGUAUCAAGUCAAAAAGCAAAUGGAGCUGAAGUCCAGAGGGGUGAAGCUAAUGCCGAGCAAGGACAAUAACCAGAAGACAUCAGUGUUAACUCAGGUUGGUGUGUCCCAGGGACAUAAUAUGUGUCCAGACCCUGGGAUUCCAGAGAGAGGCAAAAGAAUAGGCAACGAUUUUAGGUUGGGCUCCAGCAUCCAGUUCACCUGUAAUGAGGGCUAUGAUUUACAAGGGUCCAAAAGCAUCACCUGUAAGAGAGUGAGCGACAUGAUUGUUGCGUGGAGUGACCACAGGCCAGUGUGCAGAGCGAGGAUGUGUGAUAUGUACCUUCGUGGUCCCAGCGGUGUGAUAACUUCUCCCAACUACCCCGUCCAAUACGAUAACAAUGCUUACUGCGUGUGGGUCAUCACGGCACUCAAUCCAGCCAAGGUUAUCAAACUCACCUUUGAAGAAUUUGAACUAGAAAGAGGAUAUGACACUCUGACAGUUGGUGAUGGAGGACAAGUUGGAGACCAGAAAUCUGUGCUUUACGUCUUGACCGGCACCACAGUCCCUGAUCUUAUCGUCAGCACACAGCACCAGAUGUGGCUCCUCUUCCAGACGGACAGUGUCAGUAACUUGCUGGGAUUCAAAGCAACAUAUGAAGAGAUCGACCAAGGGAGCUGUGGUGAUCCUGGGAUCCCGGCCUACGGCAGAAGAGAAGGAUCCAUGUUCCGACACGGGGACAGUUUGAAGUUUGAGUGCCAGCCUGCCUUUGAGUUGAAGGGACAGAAAACAAUUACCUGCCAAAAGAGUAGCCAGUGGUCUGCUCAGAAACCAGUCUGUGUUUUUUCCUGCUUUUUCAACUUCACCACCCCAUCCGGGAUUGUGCUGUCACCAAAUUACCCUGAAGAAUACGGAAGCAGCUUGCACUGUGUUUGGUUAAUUAUAGCUAAACCAGAGAGCCGAAUUCACUUGGCUUUCAAUGAUUUUGAUGUGGAGCCUCAGUUUGAUUUCCUAGCCGUGAAGGAUGGUGGGACUGCUGAAUCGCCGGUGCUGGGGACCUUCUCAGGAAACCAGAUUCCUUCCUCUCUGACCAGCAGCGGUCAUGUAGCCAGGCUGGAGUUCCAGACUGACCACUCCAUGGAGAAGAGAGGCUUCAACAUAACCUUCACUACAUUUAGGCAUAACGAGUGCCCCGACCCUGGCGUGCCUGUGAACGGAAAGCGAUUCGGUGACAGCCUCCAGCUUGGCAGCUCUGUGUCAUUCCUUUGUGACGAGGGCUUCAUUAGGACCCACGGUUCAGAAACCAUCACCUGCAUCUUGAAGGAAGGAAACGUGGUCUGGAACAAUGCAGUGCUCAGAUGUGAAGCUCCAUGUGGGGGCCACCUGACGUCCCCAAGCGGAACAAUCCUGUCUCCCGGCUGGCCUGGCUUCUACAAGGACUCCCUGAGCUGCGCCUGGGUGAUAGAGGCCCAGCCAGGCUACCCCAUCAAGAUCACGUUUGACAGGUUUAAGACUGAGGUGAAUUACGACACCCUGGAGGUGCGAGAUGGCCGGUCCUAUUCUUCCCCAUUGAUAGGUGUCUAUGAUGGGACUCAGGUGCCCCAGUUCCUCAUCAGCACCAGCAACUACCUCUACCUCCUCUUCACCACUGACAAAAGCCACUCUGACAUAGGCUUUCAGAUCCGAUAUGAAACUGUGAAGCUCCAGUCAGACCACUGCUUGGAUCCAGGGAUCCCUGUAAAUGGACAGCGCCAUGGGAAUGAUUUCUACGUGGGAGCACUGGUGACAUUCAGCUGUGAUUCAGGCUACACUCUGAGCGACAACGAAGCCCUGGAGUGUGAGCCAAACUUCCAGUGGAGCAGGCCACUGCCAAGCUGUGAGGCUUUGUGUGGAGGUUACAUUCGUGGUUCCAGUGGUACCAUCUUAUCCCCCGGCUUUCCUGAUUUUUAUCCAAAUAACUUGAACUGCACAUGGACGAUAGAAACAUCUCAUGGAAAAGGUGUGUUCUUCACCUUUCAUACCUUUCACCUGGAGAAUGGCCAUGACUACCUCCUGAUCACCGAGAACACCAGCUUUGCCCAGCCGCUGAAGCAGCUCACAGGCUCUCGGCUGCCCGCCCCACUAAGCGCAGGGCUCUUUGGAAACUUCUCUGCCCAAAUUCGCUUCAUCUCAGACUUCUCCAUGUCCUACGAGGGUUUCAACAUCACCUUCUCAGAAUACGACUUGGAGCCUUGCGAUGAGCCGGAGGUCCCAGCCUACAGCAUCAGGAAGGGCCUGCAGUUCGGCGUGGGCGACGUCCUCACCUUCUCCUGCUUCCCCGGGUACCGGCUGGAGGGCGCGUCGCGCAUCACCUGCCUCGGGGGGCGGCGGCGUGUGUGGAGUUCGCCUCUGCCAAGGUGUGUUGCUGAAUGUGGCUCAUCUGUAACUGGAACUCAAGGUGUUCUGUUGUCCCCCAACUAUCCAAUAAACUAUAACAACAACCAUGAGUGCAUCUACUCCAUCCAGACGCAGCCAGGAAAGGGGAUCCAGCUGAAAGCCAGGACUUUUGAACUGGAAGCAGGAGAUGUCCUCAAGGUCUAUGAUGGCAGCAAUAGCUCUGCUCGCCUGCUGGGUUCCUUUAGUCGCUCUGAAAUGCUUGGCACCAGCAUAAACAGCACUUCCAGCAGCAUGUGGCUUGAGUUCAUCACCAACAGCGAGAACACGAGUAAAGGCUUUGAGCUGCAGUUUUCUAGUUUUGAACUCAUCAAAUGCGAGGACCCUGGCAUCCCGCAAUUUGGCUACAAGGUCCACGAUGAAGGACACUUUGCUGGCAGCUCUGUAUCCUUUAAUUGCGACCCUGGCUAUACACUGCGAGGCAGCAGGGUGCUGGUCUGUCUGACUGGGGAGCGGAGAGCUUGGGAUCAACCCCUGCCAACCUGUGUAGCUGAGUGUGGGGGUACUAUCAAAGGAGAGUCGUCAGGACGGAUACUGUCUCCCGGAUACCCCACACCCUACGAUCAUAAUCUGAAUUGCAUUUGGACAAUAGAGGCAGAAGCUGGCUGCACAAUAGGGCUCCAUUUCAUGGUUUUCCACACUGAGGAGUUCCACGACGUGCUGAGGAUCUGGGAUGGUCCAGUGGAGAACGGAAUCCUCCUAAAGGAGAUGAGUGGGUCCAGCUUACCCAGCGAUGUCCACAGUACUUUCAAUUCCGUCAUCCUUCAGUUCAACACAGAUUUCUUCACAAGCAAGCAGGGCUUCGCUGUUCAGUUUUCAGUUUCCACUGCCACUUCCUGCAAUGACCCAGGGAUUCCUCAGAAUGGGAGCCGGAGUGGUGACAGCAAAGAGGCAGGCGACUCCAUCGUCUUCCAGUGUAAUCCAGGAUACGCUCUGCAAGGGGAGGCCAAAAUCACUUGUGUGCAGAUUGAGAACAGAUUUUUCUGGCAGCCAGACCCUCCCUCCUGCACAGCUCCCUGUGGAGGUAUCUUGACAGGACCAGCAGGAGUGAUCUUGUCCCCGCAGUACCCAGAGCCCUACCCACCGGGGAAGGAGUGUGACUGGAAGCUGACCGUCUCUCCUGACUAUGUCAUUGCCUUGGUAUUUAAUAUCUUCAGUUUGGAACCUGGCUAUGAUUUCCUUCAUAUUUAUGAUGGACCCGAUUCACUCAGCCCCCUGAUUGGAAGCUUUUAUGGCUCCCAGCUACCCGAGAGGAUAGAGAGCAGCAGUAACAGCCUCUUCCUUGCUUUCCGAAGCGAUGCAUCUGUCAGCAACACUGGAUUUGUCAUUGACUACACAGAAAAUCCCAGGGAGUCCUGCUUUGAUCCUGGCUCAAUUAAGAAUGGUACACGGGUGGGUACGGAUCUGAAACUGGGAUCCACCAUUACCUACUACUGUGAUGGCGGGUAUGAUAUUGAAGGGGUCUCCACGCUGACGUGCAUAAUGGGAGAAGAUGGAAAACCCACGUGGAACAAACCUCGACCUACCUGUACAGCACCCUGUGGCGGUCAGUACACAGGCUCAGACGGCGUAGUCCUUUCUCCAAAUUACCCCCAGAAUUACACCAGUGGACAAGUCUGCUUGUACUUCAUCGUUGUGCCAAAGGACUACGUGGUCUUUGGGCAGUUUGCCUUCUUCCAGACGGCGCUGAACGAUGUCAUUGAAGUCCACGAUGGCCCCAACCAGCAUUCCCGGCUCCUCAGCUCCCUCUCAGGAUCUCAUACAGGUGAAUCACUACCAUUAGCUACCACCAACCAGAUUCUUAUCAAAUUUAGUUCCAAGGGUCAAUCUACAGCCAAAGGUUUUCAUUUUGUCUACCAAGCGGUUCCUCGGACCAGUGCCACCCAGUGCAGCUCAGUCCCGGAGCCACGCUACGGCCGGCGGCUGGGCAGCGACUUCGCGGUGGGGGCCGUGGUGCGCUUCGAGUGCAGCGCUGGCUACGCUCUGCAGGGCACCCGCAGCAUCGAGUGCCUCACCAUGCCCGGCGCGCUGGCUCAGUGGAACGUUUCUGUGCCCACCUGUGUGGUGCCAUGUGGCGGAAAUUUGACUGAACGCAAAGGCACCAUCCUCUCCCCUGGCUUUCCUGAGCCGUACCUGAAUAGUCUCAACUGUGUGUGGAAGAUAACAGUCCCCGAAGGAGCAGGAAUACAGAUUCAGGUGAUCAGUUUUGUCACUGAGCAGAACUGGGAUUCCCUGGAAGUGUUUGAUGGAGGAGAUAACACAGCCACUAUGCUGGGAAGCUUCUCUGGAACUACAGUGCCUGCGUUGCUGAACAGCACUUCAAACCAGCUCUAUCUGCAUUUCUAUUCGGAUAUCAGCGUCUCUGCUGCUGGCUUUCACCUGGAAUACAAAACCGUCGGUCUGUCCAGCUGCCCCGAGCCCCCAGUUCCCGGAAAUGGCCUCAAGAUUGGGGAGCGCUAUUUAGUGAACGACGUCGUCUCCUUCCAGUGCGAACCAGGCUACGCCCUCCAGGGACACUCUCACAUUUCGUGCAUGCCAGGCACCGUCCGGCGCUGGAAUUACCCCCCUCCACUUUGCAUCGCCCAAUGUGGAGGAACAGCUGAAGAGAUGGAAGGAGUGCUCCUGAGCCCAGGGUUUCCAGGAAACUACCCCAGCAAUCUGGACUGCACCUGGAGGAUAUUGCUGCCAGUGGGGUUUGGUGCUCACAUCCAGUUCCUAAACUUCUCCACUGAGCCAAAUCACGACUUUGUUGAAAUCCGCAACGGGCCGUAUGACACCAGUAACGUCAUCGGGCGGUUCAGUGGCACCGAAAUCCCGGGCUCCCUCCUGUCCACGUCUCAUGAAACCACCGUGUAUUUCCACAGCGACCACUCGCAGAACAAGCCAGGCUUCAAGCUGGAAUACCAAGCCUACGAGCUGCAGGAAUGCCCUGACCCAGAACCUUUUGCCAACGGCGUUGUGAGAGGAGCUGGUUACAACGUUGGCCAGUCCAUCUCUUUUGAGUGUCUGCCUGGGUACCAGCUGAUCGGGCACCCUGUCCUGACGUGUCAGCACGGCACCAACAGGAACUGGGAUCACCCGUUGCCCAGGUGUGAAGUGCCUUGUGGGGGCAACGUCACCACCCAGAACGGUACGGUUUACUCUCCUGGCUUCCCCAACCAGUACCCCAAUUCCCAGGACUGCACUUGGCUCCUUACGGUGCCUGUGGGCUAUGGGAUCCAUCUCAACUUCACUCUGCUGCAAACAGAGCCCUACAAUGAUUUCAUCACGAUUUGGGAUGGUCCACAGCAAACAGCCCCACAGCUUGGUGUGUUCACUGGCAACUCUGCUAAGAAGUCAGCCCAAAGCUCUUCCAACCAGGUCCUGAUGAAAUUCCACAGCGAUGCAGCCAAUGGGGGGAUUUUUGCCAUUUAUUUCUAUGCCUACCAGCUCUUCAGAUGUCAGCCUCCGACCAUCGUUCCCAAUGCAGAAGUCAUCACCGAGAAUGAAGAAUUUAACAUAGGUGACAUCGUGAGGUACAGAUGUCUGCCUGGCUUUACGUUGAUAGGAAAUGAAAUCCUGACCUGCAAGCUAGGCACCCAUCUUCAGUUUGAAGGACCCCCACCCACCUGUGAAGUGCCUUGCCCGAUGAAUGAGGUUAUGACAGACUCCACCGGCGUGAUCCUCAGCCAGAGCUUCCUGGGAAGUUACCCCCACUUUCAGACCUGUUCUUGGGUGGUCAAGGUAGAGCCCGGAUAUAACAUCUCCCUCACCAUCGAGUAUUUCCUCAGUGAGAAGCAAUACGACGAGUUUGAAAUCUUUGAUGGUCCCUCUGGCCAGAGCCCACUGCUCUUGUCACUGAGUGGGAACUACUCUGCUCCUCUGACUGUUACCAGCAGUGGGAACAAAGUCUAUCUCCGUUGGUCCUCUGAUCAUGCCUACAACAGAAAAGGCUUCAAAAUCCGGUACUUCGCUCCGUACUGCAGCCUCCCGCAGCCGCCAGCCCACGGGCUGAUUCUCAGCCAGACGGGUCUGCACCCCGGCAGCACAGUUCGCUUCGGAUGUGACACGGGCUAUCGUCUUGUUGGCCACAGCACCACCACCUGCUCCCAGCACCCCCAAGGCUACUUCCACUGGAACGAAGCAAUCCCUCUGUGCCAAGCUCUUUCCUGUGGCGUUCCCAGAGCACCAAAGAACGGCAUCGUCUUUGGCAAGGAGUACACAGUGGGUACGAAAGCUAUGUACCACUGCAACCAGGGCUUUCAGCUGCAGCCUGGGGAGGAGCCCAGCACCGAGUGCCUGCAGGCAGGGCAGUGGAGUAACGGCAACCAGCCCCCACAGUGCGUGGCUGUCACCUGUCCCGAUAUCAACAGCAUCGCAGUUGAGCACGGUCGGUGGCGGCUGACCUACGAGAUCCAGUACCACUACAACGCCCAGCUCAUGCUCAUCUGUGACCCGGGCUACUACUACACAGGCCAGCGGGUCAUCAGGUGCCAAGCCAACGGGAAGUGGAGCAUAGGCGAACCGAUGCCGACCUGUAAAAUUAUCUCUUGUGGAGAUCUGCCAACUCCUCCUAACGGCAACAAGAUCGGCACGCUGACCAGCUACGGUGCCACAGCCAUCUUCUCCUGCAAUACUGGCUACACCCUGGUAGGGUCCCGCGUGCGGGAGUGCAUGGCCAACGGACUUUGGAGUGGAGCCGAAGUGAAAUGUCUGGCUGGGCACUGCGGUGUUCCCAGUCCCAUCGUCAACGGGCAGAUCAAUGGGGAGAAUUACAACUACCGCGGCAGCGUGGUUUAUCAGUGCAACCCCGGCUUCCGCCUGAUCGGGAUGUCUGUGCGCAUCUGCCAGCAGGACCACCACUGGUCUGGGAAGACUCCUGUCUGUGUGCCCAUCACCUGCGGCCACCCUGGCAACCCUGCCAAUGGCUUGACCCAAGGGAGUCAGUUCAACCUGAACGAUGUGGCCAAGUUUGUGUGCAACACUGGGUACCAUCUGGAAGGGGCAUCACAGUCCCAGUGCCUGGCCAACGGGCAGUGGAGCAGCAGCCUGCCUGCCUGCCGAGUUAUAAACUGUACUGACCCCGGGCACCUGGAAAACAGCAUCCGUCAAGUGCAGCCAAGUGGUCCUCACAGAUUCAGCUUUGGAACAACUGUCUCAUAUCAGUGCAGCCAUGGAUAUUACUUAUUGGGUACCCAUGUACUGACCUGUCAGGGGGAUGGCACUUGGGACCGUGCCCUCCCACAGUGUCUUUUGGUCUCUUGUGGGCACCCGGGCUCCCCGCCGCAUGCCCAGAUCUCAGGUGACAAGUACACCGUCGGCUCCGUGGUCCGGUACAGCUGCCUCGGGAAGCGGACUCUGAUCGGCAACUCCACUCGCAUGUGCCAGCUCGACGGGCGCUGGAGCGGCUCCCUGCCGCACUGCUCAGGAGGCAGCCAGGGCGUGUGCGGUGACCCCGGGAUCCCGUCUCAUGGCAUUGGGCUGGGAGAUGAGUUUGAUGUAGACAGCAUGGUCCGCUUCAGCUGCGAGCCUGGGUACACGCUCCGGGGUUCAUCCGAGAGGACCUGCCAAGCCAACGGCUCCUGGAGCGGCACACAGCCCGAAUGUGAAGUUAUAUCCUGUGGAAACCCAGGGACCCCCAGCAACGCGAAGGUUAUAUUUAACGAUGGCUUGAUCUUCUCCAGCUCCAUUAUCUACCAGUGCCGGGAAGGCUACUAUUCCACAGGGGUGCUGAGCAGGCACUGCACCGUGAACGGGACGUGGACCGGGACCACUCCAGAGUGUACAGUGAUCAACUGCGGUGACCCCGGUGUCCCAGCCAAUGGCAUUAGGCUGGGCGGUGAUUUUACCUACAAUAAAACAGUGGUGUUCCAGUGCACGCCUGGCUACAUGAUGGAGUCAGACAGGGCAUCCUCUCUAACGUGCACAAAAGACCGAACCUGGAACGGCACCAAACCUGCCUGCAAGGCUAUCAUCUGUAAAUCCCCACAAGCCAUCCCUAACGGCAAAGUCGUGGGCUCGGAUUUCAGCUGGGGCUCCAGCGUGAGCUAUGCCUGCCUGGAAGGGUACCAGCUCUCCCUGCCCGCUGUGCUUACCUGCGAGGGGAAUGGGACGUGGAGUGGAGAAAUUCCCCAGUGCUUCCCUGUGUUCUGCGGUGAUCCUGGGAUACCCGCUCAAGGCAGGCGGGAGGACAGAGGCUUCACAUACCGCUCAUCCGUCUCCUUCUCCUGCUUGCCCCCCCUGGUGCUGGUGGGAUCAGCGCGGAGGUUCUGCCAGUCUGACGGGACGUGGAGCGGGACCCAGCCCAGCUGCAUAGACCCGAGCCUCACGACGUGCGCAGACCCCGGUGUGCCUCUCUUUGGGAUGCAGAACAACUCCCAGGGCUACCAGGUGGGAAGCGUAAUUUUCUUCAAGUGCCAGAAGGGGUACCUGCUGCAGGGCUCAACCACCCGGACCUGCCUCCCCAACCUGACGUGGAGCGGCGUGCAGCCGGACUGCGUCCCUCACCACUGUAAGCAGCCAGAAACCCCCUCCCACGCCAACGUUGGGGCUCUGGAUUUGCCAUCCCUGGGCUACACCCUGAUCUAUUCCUGUCAGAACGGGUACUAUCUCACUGGAGGAUCUGAGCAUCGAACCUGCAAAGCAGAUGGCAGCUGGACAGGAAAACCACCCAUUUGCCUUGCUGAUAUCCGCCCCAGCGGAAGGCCAGUUGGCACCGCGCGGGACCCGCCACUCGCCAAGGUGUCAGUGCCUGCUGAUGUGUUUGCAAGAAAUUCCCUUUGGAAAGGCUCCUAUGAAUACAUGGGGAAGAAGCAGCCUGCGAUGCUGUCUGUCACCAGCUUCGACCCUGUCACCAGUAAAGUUAAUGCCACUUUAAUAGACCACAGCGGUGUGGAGCUCCAGGUGUCUGGCAUUUACAAGAAAGAAGACGUGCACCUGCUUCUCCAGGUUUAUCAGAUAAUGGGGCCAGUGGAGAUCUUUUUAAACAAGUUCAAAAAUGAUAAAUGGGCUCUAGAUGGACAUGUCUCAUCAGAGUCGUCAAGUGGCACGUUUGUGUACCAGGGCUUUGUGCGUGGCAAAGGGUUCGGGCAGUUUGGUCUUCAGAGACUGGACAUCAGCAUGAUGGAAAAUGAUCCAGAAUCAAUAGGACACCAUUUUGCAUCAAACAGCAGUUCUGUGGCAGCUGCCAUUCUUGUGCCUUUCAUAGCCCUGAUUAUUGCAGGGUUCGUGCUUUAUCUGUACAAACACAGGAGAAGACCAAAAGUCCCAUUCAAUGGCUAUGCAGGCCAUGAAAACACCAACGUCCGAGCAACAUUUGAAAACCCUAUGUAUGACCGAAACCUGCAGCCCACGGACAUCAUGGCCAACGAGACGGAGUUCACAGUCAGCACUGUGUGCACAGCUGUAUAGCACUCGUCCCCAUGCGACUCCUCCGGGUUGGUAUCUAGCGGAUGAUUGUGUUUCACCUCACUAGCCUCCAUCCAUUCCCUCCCAUCUCCCUCCUCCCAACCGUGUUGAGGCUGUGGAGAAGCUGCUACACCUUGUUGGACUUUGUGUUAACUCCCGAGAGACUGCUGGGUUGUCCUCUGUCGUCCUCAUCCUCCCUCUGCAUCCUGCCGUGGACAACGGAGCCAAGCAAAGGUCUGCUCCAGCACAGCUCCUCUUCUCCUGCACUCCCGGUGGGUUUCAGCCCAAUGUCAAGGCCUGGGGAAGUGGAGGACCUGGGAAUUGAGGUGGUGGGAUCGAUACGCUGCAGGGAGCAGCGGGGUAUGUGGGGUCCCCUCCACUUUUGGGGGGAGCUUGGACAGGAAGGACAAAUGCAGGUUGCACUGCACGAGGUGCAGCUUGGGGUUCAUGGGAAAUACCAGGAUGGGGGAAGGUGAAUACUUGAUUUGUCUUUAUCUGGUUGUGUGGGUUAUUUGUCGGUUUGUCUAAGCAGACGUUUUCAAAUGGGAUCUUCUCAAGCUUUUUUCCUCUGUAUUUAAUUUUCCUUUGUAUGUUCUUGUUGGGUUUCUACUGCCCCCGUGUUCAUCAUUGACACUGUCUCUUUGAACCUGAGGCUGCUUUCAAGGCUGAUAAGGAAACUUCCCUCCACCUCUGGCCUUCUCCUGGUGACUGCCGAUUUUAGCCAUUCCCAAACACCCUAAUAAGAAAACUGCUGACAGACACGAAGGGACAAAAACCUCUUUAAAAAUAACUAUAACAAAUAAUGGAGCCCCCACACACACCAGUAGCAUUCAGAAGCCUUUGCCCUUUCCAUAUUGAUCCUCCAAAUGGCAAUGCAAUAAGAGUUUUAAUUUCUAUCCAAAGCUCUUCCCUUUAUUUCCCAGGAGCAGAAAGGUUGGCUUGGCUUUCAUGAGAACAGAUAAGGCGGCUUGACAUUUUUCCUCCCUUAUAAACGAACGAUGUUUUUGUGAUGACACUUUCCUCCUCUAAUAAAGAGGAGAGCUGCUCUUGUUGAUUUAGGGGUUUAGUCUGUUUGGUUUGAGUCACUGUUUCUUACACCAGACAAGAGUCAAAGAAGGCAACAGUACCAUUUUACCAAACUGUGUCAAGCACCUCUCUGAAAUACAGUUGACUUAGAGCAGUAAGUCAAUGAAGCAUCUUUUUCUUACAGAAAACUUGAUGGGAGAAUAAUUAAAACAAAAGGGGUGGUGUUUACAUCCAUGCUUGCAUUUAAACACUGGCUCUCCCCUACCUAACGUCAGCUGAGGUUUUGUCUAAUGAAAACCACAGGGUAGUUUUUUCUGUUUUGUUUAUUCGUUUGCUGUGUGUGUGCGUGUGUAUAUGUAUAAAUAUAUAUUAUUUUUUUUACUUCUGUCUCUUAUUCAGCACUCUUAGAGUAAGCAGCGUUCUACAGCCUAUUUGCUCACCAGCCAGCCUGCCAAAAAAUGCCGUCUUUGCUCCCCAAAGCACUGCAGAGGCACUCUGAUUUAUUCCUCAGAGGUGGGUGGAAGCACACGUGCGAGCCAGAGCCCUGAUCCAACGAGGAUGAAAGUCAGGUGCUGCCACACAGAGGUGGGUGCACAGGUAGCUCAUGGCCAGUGUUGGACCUUGACAGAGCGAGUCCUGCAGCAAGCCACACUCCCAGCUCGUGCCAAAUAUGCAGGUGGAGGCAGUUGCAGCCCUCCAUGGCUGUGGGGAUAUGUUCCUCCGGGUAGUCAGGAUGUGCUGGCAGGGCGCGUGCCCCUCCCAGAGCACCUCCAGCAGGACACAGACCUCAGGGCAAGCUGAAGGGGAGGUGAGAGGAGGGGACCCCAGGUAGGCUGCAGUGGCACUUGGGGCCUGGAGCCAGGAACACAUCUGCCGCAGUUCGUCUGCUUCAGUCGAGCUGCUGUGGUGAAGUCAGGGAGCUGCCUCUCACGCACACGGAUGUAACUGAGAUCAGGAUAUUCUCCAGGUUCCUGCUUCUGUGUGCAGAGAGACAGCUGGUUCCUGACUUCACACCUGCGCUUCUGGCCCGUAGUUGACUUCAAAGGCCCCUUCUAGCCACAUUUUUAAUAUUACACCUGCCCUUGGCCAAACCUACAGCCUUUUCUUCCCUGCCUUUGCCUAGUCCCCGUGCCACAGCAAACAGACCAGGCUCUCUUGCAUGGCAAAUGAUAGAAUCAUAGAUCCUGAAAUCAAACAAAUCGUGAAGGCAGCACCCUGUGGUAGUCCACUGUGCUCUGGUGCCAUUGAUUGCAACAUCCCAGCUCCUCUCUCAGUACCCACAACUCCAGCACCUUGCAGCAUCCCCCAGCAGCAGCAGCAGAGCUUGGAUCUCACCAGGCUCCUGCCGCUGAGCUGCAGAAGAACCUCUCCUGGCUGCCAGCAGUGCCCAGCCCCUGGCAUGCACUGAGCAGCUCAGGCAGAGGGGAGCGAUGUACGCACACAACAGGUCCCACAUUUGCUUUUCAGACCUUUCCAAAUCCUACUCAGUCAAAGUAAUAACAAGGAGAAGCUUGUGUCAAGGUGUGUAAAAUGAGCCCAAGGUAUUUUAACAGCAAGGUAGGGAGAAUGGGAGCUGUACUUAAACGAGACUUGCUGCUUUCAGCCUAUUAUGUACCAUUUUCUACUGUUGCCCAAGCAACAAAGGCAGUGGAGGGGGUCUUGUCCCAUUUUUUUGCAAGCUGGCUGGGACCUGAUACGUGACAUUCUUCAUUCUUGCGCCCAGAGGACUUGCAUUAUGUUUAAAAAAGAAAAGAAAAAAAAAAAGAAAAAAAUAAAGAAAAAAUAAAGAAAAAAAUCCUUCUUUUGUACAGAGAUAUAUUUUUAUGAAGCAAAAGUUUGUACAGUAAAGACACAAUGUAAAUGUUUUUUCAUUAUUGUAGUAAACAGUAGUGGAAGAUCAGCUUUUUUUUGUAAAUGUAAUAAAAUGUAUAAAUAUGGUUUACAUAAAAGUGUAAAUAUGUAAUCUAUACAUACACUUGGCUUGUCUGCAAUAUAUACAAUUUAAUUUAUCUGUCUCUGUAUAUGAGGCUUUUCAUUGUGUCCAGGCAUACUUUACUGAAUUUGAAAGCUAUUUUAAAUUUUUGAAUUAAAAUAAAAUAUAAAUUUUUGCAUUGCUUUUCUUA